AUGCCUCCAAAAAAGAAUACCAUAAGCAACAACAUGACUUCCCAAGACGGGCCAAACCAUGGUGAUUCGAAAUCAAGGCAAAAUGUCUCAUAUAGAGAAGAAGAACGUGCAAAUGAGGGAGCUUUCACCCUCACAGACCUUGUUGUAGUCAUCCAUUCUAUGGGAGAGACUCAGAGGGAAAUGGCAAAAAUGAUCAAGGAGCUAAAAAGCUCAGUUGCUAAGCCAAGCAAAGAAAACGAGAAACUUCCACAAGAGGAGUCUGCUGCUGCCGAAAACGGUCGGAGCCAGAAGGAUUGGAAGUACCUUCCUCAACCGCCGUAUCCAUCAAGCUUACUCCAGCAGCCAUAUCCUAAAGGCUACGAAGCACCAAGCUUUGUCCUCUUCGACGGAAGGAAAGGAAGCCCGAAGGAGCAUGUCAACCGUUUCAUUGAUGCCUUGGGACCACAUGCUGGUGAUUAUAAUUUUCGGCUUCGAGAAUUUUCGAAAAGCCUUACCGAUCGUGCUUACACAUGGUAUAUGACGUUGACACCAGGCUCUGUUUUCUCUUGGGAAGAUUUGGCAAGCAGGUUCUAUAAGAAGUAUUUCCAGCAUGAAGAUAGAGUUACCACCACUCAACUUAACAACACUCACCAAAAACAUGGCGAGGAGCCCGUGGAAUUUGUGCGCAGAGAAUAUUGGCAUCAGUCAAUUUUCUCGGCUGCUGGAAGUAGUGAGGAAGACGAGCAUGUCCGUCAAGCCAACGGGAUAGAGGACUUGGAGGAGCGAGAAGAAGGAGAUGCACCAAGUGUUAGCUAUAGAUGA
Molecule: messenger RNA, 801 nt
Organism: Prunus armeniaca (apricot)
Lineage: Eukaryota; Viridiplantae; Streptophyta; Magnoliopsida; Rosales; Rosaceae
Source: the annotation of a GenBank genome assembly